Adineta ricciae is the source of this 960-nucleotide messenger RNA. The record is from the annotation of a GenBank genome assembly. Lineage: Eukaryota; Metazoa; Rotifera; Eurotatoria; Adinetida; Adinetidae.
AUGGCUUGUCAACAGAGUGGUUUUCAGCCGCCAACACUCGAGCUAAGAGUUGAAGCUCUGGGCGAGACUGAUAAUUUAAAUGAAGACAUUCGACUAGCUCUCACAGUUGCUAUCGAGGAUAGUUUUCCAGUGAUUCCGAAGCCAAGUGGGAGUGACUGGUUAAGUGUUCAGCAUGAAGACGGACAAACUGUUCAGCAAUUUCAAAGAACACCAAAGACUCGACCUACUACAAGAUGUCAUGUUAUAUCUAUUCAACCUAUCGGAGAUUUUAGCAGUCCACGGUCACCGGAUUUAGAUAUUGUUUGUGAAUUUUCUCGUCUCUUCUUUCCGGGAUGUGCAACAGAAUUAUUACCUUCAGUUGAAUUUGAUAAUAAAAUCAAAAAACGAAUUGAUCCCUUUAGUAAUCAACCACAGUAUUUAGUUGCUGGAAUUAUUGCCCAUUUGAAAAAACUACAACGAAAGCGUCAUAAUCGUCAAGAAUUAUUUUCUAUUGGAGUGACUAUGAGCGAUAUUUAUCCGCGACCCGAUUGGAAUUUUGUCUAUGGUUCAGCUUCAAUUGACGAUGGAAUUGGUAUCUAUUCAUUCGCUCGUCUUGAUCCAUUAUUUCCAUACUCGCUGUCAAAUUCAGCACAAAGACCUUGUACUGAACCAGAACGAGUGUUGAUAUUAAAACGUGCUGUUAGUACUUAUGUACAUGAAGUUAUGCAUCUAUUUGGAUUAGAACAUUGCAUUUAUUAUUCAUGUUUAAUGAAUGGCUGUAAUUGUGAAAGUGAAAUGGAUAGGCAAUUAUUAUAUCUUUGUCCGAUAUGUUUGAAAAAAAUGUAUUUAUCUUUUGGAAAAGAACGUUUUCGUAUUAAAGAAAUGUAUCAAGGAUUACUGGAAUUAUGUCGAAAAGUUGAAUUUCAAGAAGAAGUUCAUUGGUACGAAAAUCGAUUGAGACUGUUGAAUUUUAAUACAUAA